AUGGAUGAGAUAAUUAUGUGUUCCCCUUCUUCUACUCCGCUUGUUCCCGUUUGUCAUGAGACCUCACCAACGAUUGAGCAACUUCUACAGUUCAUAGUUCAAAGCCGGCCUGAGUGGUGGGUCUACUCCAUCUUCUGGCAAAAGUCCACAGACAAUAAUGGCCAUGCUGUUCUAUCAUGGGGUGGUGGUCAUUUUCGUGGCACCAGGAGCUUUCUGUCCAAAGCGAGCAAUGAUCAUGACCAACACAAAAAUGGGUUCAGUUCGGAAAAACUCAACGUGAGCGAAGGACCGAAAGUUCUUUUUGCCGAUCAGGACUUGGACAUAGACAAAGUAGCAAUGGAUGAUGUCACCGAAUCCGAAUGGUUUUACGCCGUCUCGUUUACACGAUCAUUUUCUGUACGCGAUGGUGGCGUUCUUGGCCGCGCAUAUAGCAGCGGGGCAUACAUUUGGUUGUCAGGUGAUCAAGAGCUUCAAUUCCAUGAGAACGAGAGAGUUAGAGAAGCUCGUAUGCAUGGGAUCCAGACUUUAGUUUGUGUUGCAACCUCAAGUGGGGUGGUUGAACUUGGUUCUUCCGAUUCAGUUCAAGAAGAAUACUGUGGUUUGGUGCAACAAGUAAAGUCCCUUUUCGGUGUUGGAAAUGCUAAUUCUCGUGAGGAGCCAAGGCAGCUGGGAAGCCAUCGGGGUCAGCCACCAGUUGCCAAGCGCCCGGAUUUUCCUUUUCUAGAUAUCGGAAUGUUUUUACAAGCUCAAAAGGCGUGCACCUUGCAAGAGAUCAAGCAACCAGAAGUUUAUGCAAUAUUUAAAGAUGAAGGGGCAGCUGGUCUUGGCCGUUCAUCAUCUUACUCAGGGCCUUCUGAUUCUAGAGGUGAUUUUGCCUCUGAAAGUACUGAGAACAUUCGGCCGAAGAAGAAAGGGAGAACGCAAACGAAUAGGCGAGAUUGCUUGGUCAACAACUUGGAAGCAGAGAGGAAGCGCCGAAAGAAGCUUAACCAUCGGUUCUACGAGCUCCGUUCGGUGGUUCCCAAUGUUUCAAAGUUGGACAAGGCAUCUUUACUCGCUGAUGCAGUCGUGUGCAUCAAUGAGCUCAAGGUCAAAAUUGAUGACUUGGAGGCAAAACUCAAGGCACAAUCCCGAAAGGCCAAGAUUAGUAAUUUGAGUGGUAUGUAUGACAUGAAUCGAAGCAUAACUACCUCCACAGUUGAUAAGAAAAGGCUAUCAUCAUCAAGUUAUACUGCAACUACGAUGGACGUGGAGGUGACAAUUGUUGGAUCAGAAGCCUUGAUCCGAGUACAAUGCCCGGACUUGAACUACCCACAUGCAAGAUUGAUGGAUGCAGUCAGAGACCUUGAGUUUCAAAUUCAUCAUGCUAGCAUCUCAAGCGUGAAGGGGCUGAUGCUUCAAGACCUUGUGGUACAAGUUCCUGAUCAUGUAUCACGAAGUGGCGAGGAAAUGAGAAUAGCUAUUCUUAAUCAGGUCAUGCGGAGUUAA
Molecule: messenger RNA, 1488 nt
Organism: Carya illinoinensis
Lineage: Eukaryota; Viridiplantae; Streptophyta; Magnoliopsida; Fagales; Juglandaceae
Product: transcription factor MYC1-like
Exons: 1
Coding region: 1-1488 (495 amino acids)
Biological process (GO): regulation of DNA-templated transcription
Cellular component (GO): nucleus
Molecular function (GO): protein dimerization activity; DNA-binding transcription factor activity; transcription cis-regulatory region binding
Source: RefSeq, a predicted model, not a curated record